GACUGGCGCAUACUCAAUUUUCUAAUGCCAUCAGAAGACGAUAUUGGUCCAUUUUGACAAUUAAAUACGAAUUUUUAUCAAAGUUGACCUGAACUUUCGCAGUAAUCCGUCACCACCCAAGACUGAUACUAGAUGUCAGCUUCAUGAUCAGUUUCUAUUCUCAUGACCGAUGUUAAAAUAAGUUAGCACUAACCAGUGAUAUACGCGUUGGUAAUUUUUCUUUAUACUCGUUUACGAAAUGGCUCUACCACGUUUUUUCGUUCGCGCUUCGAAUCUAGUGAAAAUCGCUCCAGUUUUUAAUUCACAUUCCAGCAAAAUAAACCCCAAGUACGUUCACACAUCAAGCAGCACACUCGCAGCACGUCUCUUCACGGAAAAACACGAAUGGGUCGAGAUCAACGACAAAAUAGGCAUCGUAGGUAUUUCACAAUACGCACAGGAAGCUUUAGGUGAUGUAGUUUACGCCCAACUGCCAGAUGUCGACACAAUAGUUAAACAGAACGAGGAAUGUGGUGCUCUUGAAAGUGUGAAAGCAGCGAGCGAAAUUUAUAGCCCCGUCUCUGGAAAGGUUAUCGAAAAAAAUGUUCAAGUCGAAGAUACGCCAUCUCUUAUCAACACAUCGUGUUACGACAAAGGUUGGCUGUUCAAAGUGGAAUUAACGGACAACGGCGAAGCACAGGCUCUCAUGACAGAAGACAAAUACAAAGAGUUUCUCAAAACACAGGAGCACCAUUAAAUAGUAUUAGUUGUAUCAUUGUUGUGCAAAUAAAUUUGUUAUAUAAA
This is a messenger RNA of Anoplophora glabripennis (Asian longhorned beetle), 783 nucleotides long. It is a transcript of the gene ppl, whose product is annotated as glycine cleavage system H protein, mitochondrial. The coding region runs from base 239 to 736 and encodes 165 amino acids. NCBI's taxonomy places the organism in Eukaryota, Metazoa, Arthropoda, Insecta, Coleoptera, Cerambycidae. The record is from RefSeq and is a predicted model, not a curated record. The transcript is spliced from 5 exons. Gene Ontology annotation, biological process: protein lipoylation; glycine decarboxylation via glycine cleavage system. Gene Ontology annotation, cellular component: cytoplasm; glycine cleavage complex; mitochondrion.